UCUAGGGCUUUAACAAGAAAGUUCAUUUUGGGGACUACGUGACACAAGCUAACCUUAGCGGUCACAUCAGAAUAUUUCCGGAUCAGUGUUUUUUUUAGUAGCCUGCGUGCGUGAAAAAAGCAGCGCAGUGUAUUGUGCAGCCAACAGGUGUACAGUCGAUAGUGCCGAGAAGUAUACAUCGUAGCACAUCUAGAAAAGCUGACGCAUCAGAUCUGCAGAUCGGGGUCUCGACGACUGACGACCUUACUUCACGUUUUCUUAAACAUGCGCGGACCAAGCAAUACUAUGGCCGAUGUCCGCCUUUCGCAGCUAUUAGUCACAUUGUGCAUUCUAGGAGUGUUAAGCUGCCUUUUUGUAACCCGCCUGGGGUACGUGCACGUGAAAGUCAACUGGCCUGAGUUCCGUGACGUGGCAGAAAAAAAAGUUCAGGAAUCUGCUGCCUUCAGUAAUGUGGCGCUGGUAAGGCCUCCACCCAGUGAGAAAAUGACGCUGGUGUACGUUAUAUGCGAGAACCAUUUUGAUCUGGGCCUCGUGGCUGUCAAGUCAGCCGUAGCCUACUCCACGACCAGACUGCACCUUAUCGUCAUAGCAGAUGAUUAUAACAAGGACAAGAUGCGAAACGAGUACGCCUCUUGGCCAGAUCACGUCAAGAUGCGUGUCAGCUGCGAUGUGGUGUCUGUGUGGUUCCCCAAGAAGAAUUAUUACCAUUGGUGGGCCAUGUUCAGGCCUUGUGCAACGCAGAGGCUCUUUUUAUCGGUCACUGACGAUGGAAGCGAUGCAAGAUACAAUACUGAUACCAGAUUUUUGAAGAGUAUGUUUCCUAACGAGGAUGCCGUCAUCUACGUCGACACAGACGUGAUAUUUGUUCAUCCUGUUGAAGACUUCUGGAGAAAAUUCUAUGCCAUGAAUGAAUGGCAGAUGGCUGGCAUGGCACCGGAGACAGAGAACUACACAAUGAACUACUAUACGACAAAGGCACUACAUCCAUUCGUGCAGCCGUUUGCGUUGAAUGCUGGGUUGCUGAUGAUGAACCUCACACGAAUGCGGGCCUUCGACCUGGAGAACCGCGUGAUGCGACUAAAGCAAGAGUUCCAUGGUCGAAUUCCGUUUGCGGACCAGGACUUGCUGAACAUCGUUUUCACCCGCUAUCCGCAAGGGAUAUUUACCUUCACGUGCCGCUGGAACUACCGCGGAGAACACUGUUACGGCGAUGCCCUGUGCACUGACGGCCCAAUAGCGGUGGUGCAUGCCUCGCGCAAGUUGGUUCUAGACCGCCUGGAGCCGGCGUUUGUCACUCUUCAUGAAACUAUGCGGAAUUUCAAACUUGGACAAAAUCUGGUGGAUGACUUUAUUGAUCCUCUCAACAAAAGUCUUCAGAAUAUUACAUUGACGGGAUGCACUAAAGAUGUUGAGAAAACAGCUACAUCUACUUCGGCUGUCCGCAAGUCGUGUUGACAAGAUCACAACGCAAGCUGCGGCCACAUACCUACCGUAGUUGUUGAGUGCAUUUCCGCGUGGCUAGAGUGAAGUUUCCUUGGGGCCACAUUGAGUCACACUGUCUGAACGCUAGAAUCGUGUUGCGACGUUUCUUCACUGCCACGAUCGGGAUAGGCGAUUGUUAGAGAGGGCGACUCAUCUCAGAGAAACAAAAAAAGUUCGAUUAACCACCUUCGAACAUGCACCUCUCUAGAGAUAUUUGCUACGGCAACUUGGGAAGAGAUCCGGAAUAACCUCAGGGGAAAACAUCGAUAGCCUACCGACUAUAGCAAACAAAAUGCGUAUUCAUCAUGUUGGCAUUUUUCUUCAGUUCCCAGAAAUAUUUAAGUUGCACAAAAAAAAAACUGGGGACAAUUGCAGUGUGAUGCUUACAAGAAAAUCUCUACUCAGUGUGCAUUUUAGUCUCAAUCAAGUCCUCAACAAAAUUGUGCAACUUCACGCCUUGUGCGACGUAUACCAUAUCAGUAGUUGCUACUACGCUUGCAAGAUUUUCUCGAAAUUACUCAUUAUCAAUAUAUUGGAUUGGGAUGCCUGUAGAUUGAUAUUCUGUGCUUUCCAUUGGUUAUAAAUGCACUUAGGUAAAUAUGUUAUAAUUUAAUUUGAGAGGUGUAGCCUUAUAUAGCUACUAACCUGACGGUGAUGUUUUGAUGUCUUAAAUAUGUAUAUUCAGGAAUAAUUUAAGGCUGUUUUCUCAUUCCUGCUUUCAGCGCACACCACUCAUAAGCAAACUCGUCUAAUUUGUGUGAGCGUAUGCAAAGCGAAAAAAUUCUUCUAUACCACUUAUUAAGAUACCGGUAUUACCUUGUGAGUUGCCCCGUUCAGCUCUGAAACUUCGUGGCGUCCAGACACGCGGACCAAUAUCGAGCACUUCUAGAAAAUUCUUGAGAGAUUUUGCCGUGAACGAAUGCCCAAAGACUCAAAAUGUUCGGCCGGGACGGAAUGAGAAAGCGAGCAUCGAUCGGAGUUGUAAAUACAUUGUUUGAUCCGUGUCUACAUGGGCUCUCUACUAGUUUAAUAGGUAUCAUCACUGAGUGGCCUACAUGUGUUCAUUUACGAGAUCGGAGGACUACCGAACAGCCGUUAAGUACACCUGCAUAACUUAUGUCAUCAUCAUAUAAGCCAACUGACAACCACUUACAUUCACACAUCUACAUUACGUAGGAAACAAAGUGCUAACGAGUGCCAAAAUGCCACUGUUCCAUAGAAAGUUAUCAAUACUAUUAAAGCGCACUUCUUCAAUAACCUUCAACGUUGCGGGCAUAACGAUUCCUUUGAACUCGUUGGUAUGUGGUCUUAUGUAAAUAAACUCUAUUGAAGUUUGCGCCAGUGUGUGUCAUGGCGUGGC
Messenger RNA from Rhipicephalus microplus (southern cattle tick), 2842 nucleotides. RefSeq names its product glucoside xylosyltransferase 1. The record is from RefSeq and is a predicted model, not a curated record. Gene Ontology annotation, biological process: protein O-linked glycosylation via N-acetylgalactosamine. Gene Ontology annotation, molecular function: UDP-xylosyltransferase activity. Lineage: Eukaryota; Metazoa; Arthropoda; Arachnida; Ixodida; Ixodidae.